AUGACCUUCAACAUAUACAUCCCCGAGAAUCUUGCUUUCUCGGACUACAUUGCGGUCAUCCAGGUAGCGAGGACCUGGGCCGACGCCCAAGAUAGAAAGGAUCCUGAAAGAUUCCGAGCUACCGUAGCACCAGAGGUAACCAUCGACUACAGCCUUCUCAUCCCCGCAUGGAAAAGCAAAGUCUACACGGCCGACGAUUUCGUCGCCACAUGGCUUGCUCCAGACCGUGUCGGACUGCCCGUACUGGCAACGCAGCACCUGCUAGGCACGCCAUACAUCAAGAGCGCAACGGCGAAUGAAAUCGUCAUGGAAUUCCAAGAGGUGGCCUCACACGGGCGGCGCCAGGAUUACCACGGCGCGUUCGGCGGGAAAAUCGGAGAGACGGCUGAUGGGAGGGGGUGGGUGGAGCAUCAUUACGUCAAAAUUGAUGGCCAGUGGAAGAUUGAUCUCAUCAAACCUUCCAUAAUCUAUAUGGCGGGGGAUUGGGAGCGAGUUCGGCGGGCUGAGGGGGCGGAGUAA
Molecule: messenger RNA, 519 nt
Organism: Aspergillus campestris IBT 28561
Lineage: Eukaryota; Fungi; Ascomycota; Eurotiomycetes; Eurotiales; Aspergillaceae
Gene: arp1
Product: scytalone dehydratase arp1
Exons: 2
Coding region: 1-519 (172 amino acids)
Biological process (GO): melanin metabolic process
Molecular function (GO): scytalone dehydratase activity
Source: RefSeq, a predicted model, not a curated record